AUGCUCUCACGUUUUGCUGUUGUCAUGUUACUCAAUAAACACAACCGUCGCCGCGUGACCGGAUCCAGCGGAAGGAGGAGGGAAAGGCCCAACAUGUCCCGGCAUUUGUUUAAUUCUGCGAUGCUGCUUCUCCUCGUCGUUAUGAUGUGCUGCGGCAGUGGUGGGGCUUCGAAUGCUGUGGAGAGUAAGUCAGGGGAUGGUCAGAAGCUGCAGUGGGUCGAUCUAUUUUUUCCGAAUCAGACGCUGGUUGUAGCGAAAGGCGGAACGUCUCAAGAGACGAAGAGGGAUGCAUUUGCUUCACCCUCUCUCGUCAGUGCUGGUGGAGUAAUUGCUGCUUUUGCCGAAGGUCUCAUGUAUGCCGAAUAUGUCGUUGAAGGUGGUAAAAUAAUUGAGCCCAUUUCUUCUGAUAUUGUUGCGGAGUACAUUGACUCCUCGUGGGAUCGGUCCACUCUUGUUGGGAAGGUCAAGGAAGAUACAUGGAAGGCACACACUGUGCUUGGUACAACGGAUGGAACGGAUAAUCGUGUGGAUGUUUUUUACCGCCCCACAACCACUACGAAGGGCAAUAAGGUGUUUCUUCUUGCGGGAAGCCUUAGUGGGCUCAAGGAAAGUAAUAGGAGCAGGAAAUGGGACAACCUGGGUCUGAAACUGGUUGUGGGUGAUGUCACGAAUCCCACGAGCAGCGAGCUGACUGAACGUAUCGAAUGGGACCAAAUCAGUUCUCUGUUAAACGAGAGUAUUAUAGCUGCUCACGAAGGUAACUUGAAGGAGUUUUUUGCCGCUGGUGGCUCAGGUGUUCUGAUGGAGAAUGGCACGCUUGUCUUUCCACUGAUGGCGAAGAGCGGAAAUAGUGACAUUUACUCCAUGAUCAUUUAUUCGAAGGACGACGGCAGUACCUGGGCGCUCUCUGAGGGCAUGUCCCCUGCGAAAUGUCUUAACCCCCGCAUCACCGAGUGGGAGGGAUCACUUCUCAUGAUUGUUGACUGCGAGGAUGAACAGAAGGUGUACGAGUCGCGAGACAUGGGGAGAUCGUGGACGGAGGCCAUCGGGACGCUCUCAGGCGUGUGGGUCAAAUCAAGAUCAUUCUUUUGGUAUCUGAGCUUGCACGUGGAAGCCUUCAUCACCGCGACCAUUGAGGGCAGGAAGGUCAUGUUGUACACACAGAGAGGGUACGCCUCGGGUGAGAAAAGAGCCACUGCGCUCUACGUUUGGGUCACGGAUAACAACCGCUCGUUUCAUUUUGGACCGGUUGGCAUGGACAAUGCUGCUCUGAGGGAGGAGCUUGCCAGCAGCCUGCUGUACUCGGGUGGCAAUCUGCAUCUUUUACAGCGGAGGGACAGUGGUGAAGGCAGUUUCAUGUCACUUUCCCGCCUGACGGAUGAACUGAGUACAAUCAAGUCCGUCCUCAGUACUUGGUCGCAAAAGGACAUUUUCUUCUCCAGCUUUUCUAUACCCACGGCGGGUCUGGUGGCAGUUUUGUCCGAUGAGGCCAGUGAUGGGAGGUGGAACGACGAGUACCUUUGCCUGAAUGCAACGGUGACGAACGCCACGAAGGUCAAAGAGGGGAUGCAGCUGACGGAGUCUAACUCCGGGGUACUAUGGCCUGUGAACACUCGGGAUGAUAAUUUGCGGCAUGUGUUUUUGAGCCACGACUUCACAGUUGUGGCGACGGUGACCAUCAAAAAUGCUCCGAGUGCGGACGCUCCUCUGCUGGGUGCGAUGUGGGGGGACACCAAUUCCUCGUAUACCAUGGGAAUCUUGUAUACCGCGGAUAACAAGUGGGAGACAAUUUUCAACGGCACAAAAACAACAAGGAGCAGCACUUGGGAGUCGGGGAAAGAAUACCAAGUGGCACUCAUGCUGCAAGGCAACAAGAGCUCCAUGUACGUUGAUGGCCAGUCGCUGGGGGAAAAGGAAACGCUGCUAACAGGUGAGAAACCACUUGAGCUUGUGCACUUCUGCUUUGGUGCGUGCGGUAUAAAAAACUUUCCUGUGACGGUGAAGAACGUCUUUCUGUACAAUCGCCCACUGAAUCCCACUGAGAUGACUGCAAUCAAGGACAGGAAACCCGUUCCAAAGAGAGCUCCGGAACCACAAGUGGGAGGCGUUCCUCAAACCAUCGCACCUGCUGGACCUGCGGUGCCUGGCCCACGGGAAGUACCAGCAGCACCGGGGAGGACAACUGUGGGGAGAACCGCCAAUACCCAACAUGCGCCAGCGGGAAGCUUGACUUCUGCUGGGAAUGAAGGGACGGCACGAGAAACGGGUGAUGGUGGGGCAAAUGGUAAUGCUGGUUCCGCGUACGGGAGGGUGCUGCCGCUGCUGCUUCUGCUGGGACUGUGGGGGUUUGCGGCUGCGUGA
Molecule: messenger RNA, 2361 nt
Organism: Trypanosoma cruzi
Lineage: Eukaryota; Euglenozoa; Kinetoplastea; Trypanosomatida; Trypanosomatidae
Product: trans-sialidase, putative
Exons: 1
Coding region: 1-2361 (786 amino acids)
Biological process (GO): oligosaccharide catabolic process; ganglioside catabolic process
Cellular component (GO): cytoplasm; membrane; intracellular membrane-bounded organelle
Molecular function (GO): exo-alpha-sialidase activity
Source: RefSeq, a predicted model, not a curated record